AUGUCUAAUAAAAGAUAUAACAUUAACUUACAAAUUAUUGGAUGUAAAGUAGGAGCUACAUCCAUAAUUAAAAGAUUUUGUAAUAAAGAAUUUGAAAAAAAACCAUUACAUCAAGAUUUUUACAAUAUAAUUAUUGAAAAUUUUAAAAUCAAUGUUUGGGAUCAUUGUAUACCCAAUUAUUAUUAUAUAGGUAUUCCUGCUUUUAUAUUAAAGAAUUUCGAUGGAAUCAUAAUGGUUUAUGACAUAACAAACAUAAAGUCAUUCAACUUUAUUAAAACUCAUUGGUACCAGGAAUAUUUAAAAGAAAAAUCAAAUAACGAAAAUGAAGUUAUGGAUAAUAAAAAAAAAAUAUAUGAUCACCUGAUGAUAAUUGGAACCAAAUCAGAUGAAAGAGAUAAAUCAAAUUUUAAAGAAUGUGUGAAUAGUGAUGCUGCCAGAGAUUAUGCCCAUUCAAUUGGUGCUCUUUUUUUCGAAGUAUCCUCCAAAGAAAAUUUAAAUAUUAAUGAAUCUUUUAACGAAUUAAUAAAUAAAAUAAAAUUAAAUUAUAAUCAAAAUGGUGAAGAAAUAUUGCAAUAUUCAAUAAUAAAUAUAUAA
Dictyostelium purpureum is the source of this 594-nucleotide messenger RNA. RefSeq lists its product as uncharacterized. The coding region runs from base 1 to 594 and encodes 197 amino acids. Gene Ontology annotation, biological process: regulation of exocytosis; protein secretion. The transcript is spliced from 2 exons. NCBI's taxonomy places the organism in Eukaryota, Evosea, Eumycetozoa, Dictyosteliales, Dictyosteliaceae. Gene Ontology annotation, molecular function: GTPase activity; GTP binding. The record is from RefSeq and is a predicted model, not a curated record.